Messenger RNA from Vicia faba (fava bean), 432 nucleotides. NCBI's taxonomy places the organism in Eukaryota, Viridiplantae, Streptophyta, Magnoliopsida, Fabales, Fabaceae. The record is from the annotation of a GenBank genome assembly.
AUGACUACACGCGUCAAUAUCUCACGCGCCACCGCCGCAUUUGCCUUGGUCUCUCUCCUCCUCUCCGCCGUAUUCCACUUCUCCGCCGCCGAUGGAAAUUGUAGCACGAAAUGCAUUGCAGAGCAAUGUGACACGAUGGGAAUCAAAUACGGGAAGUAUUGCGGGGUAGGUCAUUCGGGUUGUAUCGGCCAGAAACCGUGUGAUGAUGUUGAUGCGUGUUGCAUGGUUCAUGACGAUUGUGUUGGCGAAUUCGGAAUGACUAAUGUGAAAUGCCAUAACGAGUUUAAAAAGUGCUUAACCAAAGUUCAGAAAUCUGGGAAAGUUGGAUUUUCGAAACGGUGUCCGAUCAGCACCGUUGUGCCUACGAUGACAAGAGGCAUGGACUUAGCCAUCAUGCUGAGCCAAUUUAGUGAAAACGCUCAUGAACUGUAG